Molecule: messenger RNA, 2191 nt
Organism: Fundulus heteroclitus (mummichog)
Lineage: Eukaryota; Metazoa; Chordata; Actinopteri; Cyprinodontiformes; Fundulidae
Gene: ap1s1
Product: adaptor related protein complex 1 subunit sigma 1
Exons: 5
Coding region: 178-654 (158 amino acids)
Biological process (GO): vesicle-mediated transport; intracellular protein transport
Cellular component (GO): membrane coat; AP-1 adaptor complex; intracellular membrane-bounded organelle
Molecular function (GO): clathrin-cargo adaptor activity
Source: RefSeq, a predicted model, not a curated record
CAAGAAGAAGAAGAAGAAGAAGAACUCCGUACAUGUUUUACGACAGGGUAUGUCUGCGGGGUUUUUCUAGAAGCACUGGACGGUAAUGGACAUUCUGCUGUAGCCGGUGUGCGAAUGGUAAAUCGGACUCGGAGCUAAAAGGUUGUAACGUUAGAGAGACGUUUGAAAUACACCAGAAUGAUGCGGUUCAUGCUACUUUUCAGUCGGCAGGGUAAGUUGCGACUACAGAAGUGGUACACAGCAACAGCGGAACGAGACAAGAAGAAGAUGGUCAGAGAGCUCAUGCAGAUAGUCCUUGCCCGCAAACCAAAGAUGUGUAGUUUUCUUGAAUGGAGGGACCUCAAGAUUGUCUAUAAAAGGUAUGCCAGCCUAUAUUUUUGUUGUGCUGUUGAAGAGCAGGACAAUGAGCUGAUUACACUGGAGGUCAUCCACCGCUUUGUAGAGCUCCUCGAUAAAUACUUUGGCAGUGUGUGUGAGCUGGACAUAAUCUUUAACUUUGAGAAGGCUUACUUCAUUUUAGAUGAGUUCCUGAUGGGAGGAGAGAUUCAGGACACAUCCAAGAAGAGUGUCCUUAAAGCAAUCGAACAAGCUGAUCUGCUGCAGGAGGAGGAUGAGUCUCCCAGGAGUGUAUUGGAGGAGAUGGGCUUGGCAUAGUCCACAGUAAAAGUUUAUGAAGCUAAAGGCUGGAGGUGGCAGGACAGUUUGGAAUUAAAGCUGCUUUGACUGAGAGCAGCAGUUCACUCUGGGAUCUUGUGGCACUAUUUUCUCUCAGAAUGAGACUCAAUGGAUACCUGCAUUGGACCAAACCUUUGGCUAUCUGUUUGUGUGCGUGUGUCUGAUUUAUCUAAGUGUGGGAUACUGGAAAUGGGCUAUAUUUGACAUUUAUGUGCCUGGAGGAGCAGUGAGUGUUCUGAUUGUUACAGACGUGACAUGGUUUGAAGCUUUGCUGUAACUAUUGUCAUACCAAGGCAGGUUUGCAGCUUGAUAUAAAGAGCUUGUCAAAAAGCAAAGCCUGUCAAAAAGAUUCUCAACUAAAUGUGAAGGAGGACUUGGUCAGAAACUUUGGCAGUAACUCCGAAUGUUAUUUAGCUGCUCAAGCUCACAGGUUCUGGUGUCUAGAACCAGUGUUAAUCCAGGCAUAUCAAUUAAUGAAGAAUCAUAAUUCUAAAUUUUUAAAUGACCUAAAUAAUGUGGUGACUGUAAAUAUUGAGUACUCCUUCAUGCAUCAGAUUUAAAGCCAUGUUGCCAACAUCUAUGACCGUCACCCAUCGACAUUAAACGUGCACAUAAUCAUCUUAAGAUUUGUUUUUAGUUUUCUAUCUGUGUUCAAAUUGUUCUUUCAUCUAGGAUUUCUAAUUACCUCUCACAUUUAACAGCAUGUUUAUUCAGUUCUUCUAGUUGAAGAUUCAGUUUGACUGUUGCUUAUGUAACCUUACUAAAAUUAUAAAGUUAAUCAAUGACAAUGAACCUGACAUUUAAUAAUCUGUUAGCACUGCAACCAUUUUUCCUGCAACUUUGCGGUACGUUUCUGCUUCAAUUUACUUGUUUAAUAUUAGCUCAUGAGCCAAGUUCUGUUGUGCUUGGCUAUAUGGUAGUGAGAUACUUUAGCCAUUUCAUUCAGGUCACAGAAAACGGUCUCAGCUGCAGCCAAUACAUGCCACUUGCUGCAUCAAUCUCAACACCAAACCAUCUGAUGUAGUUUCCUCACAAUAUAACACUGUGUGUGUGUAUCACGUUAAAACUGCAAUAGUUUUGUUUAUUCAUUUACUUCUUUCCUAUUAUGUGGUUUGAUUAAUGGACCUGGAGAAAUCUUCCAUAUGCUGAAGUUUCAGCGUAGGCUCACCUGCAUGGUGUGUCCGGUUUGCAACAGUCUUACAACCAGGGAGGUCACUGAUCAAGAGAGAUAAGAUGUUGGUCAAAGUAGGUAAUUUUGAGGAUAUGUCAAAAUGUAAUUCUGUAACUUGGUGCGAGCAUGUUGCCUUGUUCCUCCUGAUUGGCAGCUAAAAAUGGACCAAAUUGAUGCAAGCUAUUAAAGGAAAAUAACUGGGUAAAAAGUCUUGCUUACUUUACAGUAAUCUUCCUGCAUGCAGUUGUGAGUUCUUAAGAUAUUAUCUAUAUUCCGGUGGGUCCAACUUCAAGGUUCACGAUCUACAUUUGUUUAUUUCUUUUUUGAAUAAAAGCAUUGCUGAGA